Molecule: messenger RNA, 945 nt
Organism: Camellia sinensis
Lineage: Eukaryota; Viridiplantae; Streptophyta; Magnoliopsida; Ericales; Theaceae
Source: RefSeq, a predicted model, not a curated record
AUGCAUUUCCUUUCUGGGUUGUCUUCCACCAGGUUGCAACAGAGGGUUGGGUUUGAGAUGGGGAAGAAGACGAAAGAGGAGCACGACGAUGGGGGCAUUUGUUGUCGAAAGCGGCCCAUUGGGAGGAAGAUCGAUCGAAUCGAACUAGAGGACGAAGUCGCGAUUAAGGAAUUGCCGCUGAUCUCACUUCGUCUCGUCACCGAUCUCACUUCGUCUCGUCGCCGAUCUCACUUCGCCUUGUCUCUCUGUUCUUGUUCUUGCUCACAAGAGGUCUUACAGAAAGAGGAGCACGACGAUGGGGGCAUUUGUUGUCGAAAGCGGCCCAUUGGGAGGAAGAUCGAUCGAAUCAAACUAGAGGACGAAGUCGCGAUUAAGGAAUCGCCGCUGAUCUCACUUCGUCUCGUCGCCGAUCUCACUUCGCCUUGUCUCUCUGUUCUUGUUCUUGCUCACAAGGUGGGUAAGAGUGAACUUGGGCGUCAAUCCUUCGCCUUUGUUCGUUUGGGCUCUGAGAAUGACGAGGACUUGAGCCCCACUUUUCUCGCGGGUCCCUAUGAGGGUUCCGUCGCUAAGGGUCUAAGUCUGCUAUGGACAGAACAAAAGGUAAAUUCUCGCGCCUCUUAUUCCCCUUUGGAGUUUGUCCGUCCACAGCAGACUGAGACAAAUCUUCGUUGUACGCCAUUGAAACUAGGUGAAGGAAAACUUAGUAAAGAGAGGAGAGAGAGAGAGGGGAAGAAGAGGGCUGCGAGCCUCACCGCCCGCCGUCGUCGCCUCGCUGCCAGCUCGUCGCAGCAGCAGCAGCAACUCCAGCUCCGACCGCCGUCUCCGCCUCUGGCCCCGCCUCCACCUCCUCCUCCCCCUGUGAUUAGGACCCCCUCCAGUCCUCCUCCUCCUUCCUCUUCCUCCUUCCCCUCCUCCUCCGCUUCUCCUUCUUCCUCUUUCUUCUGA